Molecule: messenger RNA, 10982 nt
Organism: Pristis pectinata (smalltooth sawfish)
Lineage: Eukaryota; Metazoa; Chordata; Chondrichthyes; Rhinopristiformes; Pristidae
Gene: pom121
Product: POM121 transmembrane nucleoporin
Biological process (GO): RNA export from nucleus; protein import into nucleus
Cellular component (GO): nuclear pore
Molecular function (GO): structural constituent of nuclear pore
Source: RefSeq, a predicted model, not a curated record
CAGUGGGUGCCGGGUAAUGGCGCGCAUGUCUGCUGUGUGAAGUGUCCGGUAAUGGCGGACAGUGCGAGAGGAGGAUGGCGGAGAAUGAGGCGCGAUUAAAGCCGCCGUCAUGUCUCCCGCACACAGGCGGUCUCUGAUAACGUGGGCGGCGGGGCUGAGCUUCGCUUUGCUGCUUUCCUUCUACAUCCUGGGUUGGUACCUCCUGGGCCUGCUGGCCGCGGCAUCCGCUUGGGUUUGUUACUGGUCCCCGCCGGGCGGAGGCCCCAGACCCGGGCCGCUGGUCCACCCGAGCCGCAUCAAAGCCUUUCUCCUGGGCAGCCGCUGGGUUGAGGCGGUGCACGGCAAACUCAACGGGGGGAGCGGUCAGUGGAAGGGGAGAGGUCGGAGUACCAGAGGUCGGUCUCAGCAGGGGCCGUGGAGUCCCAGCAAGGCCCCGGGCAACAACUGGAGGUGGGAGGUGAACUGCCAGGAGGACAGCCCGCUGCUGACGGCGGCUGCCAGCCCCCGGAGUUCGGCCGACCUCAUGAUGGGCAGCUACCUGUCGACCGAGAGCUCCGCGCUCUGCAGUAAGGAAUUGAAGAAUCGCUACAGUCGCUCGAAUGCCAUCCAGUCCCCGACCAGGAGGCUGUCUUUCGGGGAACAUCAAGCUAUGAUGAACAAAUUCACAGUGACUCCUCGCCGUCGGUAUCCUAUCCAUCAGCCCCAGUAUUCUGUACCUGGAACCCUUCCAACUGUCCGAUGGGAUGGCUACCAGAAGAAAAAUGUUUUGUCCUCUAGAAACUCUAUCAUGGUACAUAGUCCAGUGACUGUUAAAAUUGCACGUCCUGAUGCAAGUAUAAUUCGUUCACCUCUCAAUGCCAGAUUUGCCCGUUCUAUUAGACCAAUGAUGUCCCCUGCUGUGUCUCCUUUGAUUGACCCCUGCUCAAAAGCAACUGUGCUUAACGCACUAAAGGAAAGUCGGAAGAGAAUGGUGGAAGAUGAUCCUGAAAGAUCUUUGAUCUCUGAACACGAGAAUAAACGCAGACGCCAUGACAGUAGUGGAAGUGGUCAUUCUGCAUUUGAGCCCUUAUUGGCCAAUGGAGCUCCAGCUUCACUGGUUCCAAAACCUGGAACACUAAAGAGAGGCACCAAUUCCCAGUGUUCAGAUGACCCCCUUUCCAAACGGUCACGAACAUCCUCCAUUAGUUCACUGAACAGCAUAUGUGUGGGUGGGAAGCACAGUUCCGUUCGCAAUCCCAUUUUCAGUUCUUACAGUUCCACCCGGGGACAAAUCCAGGGCUUGAGGAACAUUCUCUCUGCACGAAAUACAACUCCACUCUCUAGCCCUGCUUCUUCACGUUCUGAAACUCCUGAAAGAUCAGGCAAGAAAAUAAGAGAGGAAGAAAUACAGAGAUCCAAUGCCUCUACCCCAGUUAGAGUGGACAGGCCAGAAAAAGACCAGUCUGUUGAAGAAGAAACUGUAACUCCGUGUCGAAAUUGUCACCUUCAACAGUGGAUUCUUCUCCUUUGGAUGGUGGGGAAGCGGAAACGGAAGAUUCCUCUCCUUACGAAAGGGAAAGGCGAUCAGCUUACUCUGCAUCCUCCAAUAGAACUUGGGUACACAAUUACUGCAGAUGAUAUGGACACUGAAAAGAGAGCACGUCUUGACAGGAUUAAGAAGGUGUUUGCAGGAGAAGGAAGUAAACUUAGCAAAGGGCCUGAAAUGAGUGUGACUGCAUGUACUGGGAAUUCUUCAACUCCAAGCACAAGUUUUAACCUGUCGAGCACAGUGGCUGUAAUCCCAACAGGGAUUAGCACCACGGUUUCUUCAUCUGUCAGCGUACCUGAGUUUAAGCCAGUGUUUGGUCUGCCAGUGACGCAGCCGACGACUAUCACACCAACAACGUUGAGUUCGGGAAUGCCACUUACUACACCCGUAAGCUUGGUAGCACCAGUAACAUCAAACUGUGCCACCUCAAUCAUUCCAUUCAAGCCGGUGUUUGGAAACUCUAUGACACCUACAACUGCCACCACCACAUCUGCACCUUUUACUUUUGGCCAGUCAGUUCAAGCAGUGGUUAAUAAUGAAGCCCCUCCUCCCACAACUUCAACACAAUCAAAUUCAACUCUGUUCCAAUUUGGAGCCACCGGUGCAUUAACAAGCUCAAACAUUGAUUCAGAAGUGAAGUGCUCGAAAGCUGCAAUUAGUUUUGGCUUAAAUGAAACUGUUCCUUCAAAACAAAAUAUAGCUCCUGCAGUAAGCAACAACCUGUCAAGCCAGCAACAAUUUCAGUUUGGUUCAAACCCAUCAACAGCAACUACUGCUGCACCAAGCACGGUCUUCCAGUUUGGGAAGACCUCUGCAGAUGCCACUGCAACAACAGCUGGCUUGUCCGUUCCUGUCUUUGGACAGCCAAAAGUAGUUACAAGCCAGGCAUCAACAGGCAUUGCAGCUACUUCGAAUAUGUUUGGGAAUUUUACCCCUUCUGUGUCAACACCUUCGACCACUUCAAGUGUUCAGCUCACACAUACGUUUGGAAACUCAGGAAAGACCUCCCUAUUUGGUAAUGCCACAAGCACACCACCCUUUGGGGCCCCGACAGCCUUUGGAGGCACAAGCAGUCAGUCAUUGUUUGGAGCUAAUGCUGCAGCAACUCAACAAACCCCGAGUAAACCCCCUUCCUUUGGCAAUAUUGUUACUCCCUUCAACUUUGGCGCUACGCCCACAAAGCCAGCAUUUCAGAGUACCACUUCACAGUCUGCAUUUGGAACUCCAAGCCAGCCAGUGUUUGGGGGCAUUACAGCUCAGACUGCAUUUGGGUCAACUUCUACACAACCAGCUUUUGGUGGCACCUCAGUAGGUUUCUCAUUUGGUACAACCACCUCUUCCACUGCUGCUCCAAUGUUCAGUGCUACUAAGAGUUCAGGUAGUGGUACAACUGGUUCAAUCUUUGGUUCCGCACAAGGUUUUGGCUCCUCAAGCCAGCCAGCCAUAACGACCAGUGGUUUCAAUGUUGCUGCCUCAAAUCCAAACAUAGCUACAGCUGGCUUCUUCGGUUCAGGUCAGAGCGGAUUUUGUGCUUCAAACCCUUCCAUCCCGUUUGCUACUUCCACCCCGACAUCAUCAUCAUCUCAAAAUAUGUUUGGGUCCUCAUUGACUAACCAAGGGACACAGAACCAGAGUACUCCACAGUUUACUUUGGAGCUGCAAACGCAGUUGAGAAUAAGGCUACUUUUGGAGCAAUGUUUGAUCAGAAAAGCAGAAACCCGUGGAAUCAGAAAGAAGGUGACAAGUCGGAUUGAAAAUUUACUAAUGGCAGAAAGGUUCAACUUUGGAACUCCCAGUUUGAAUUUUGGGACUGGGACUACUGCGCCUGGAUUUGGACAGAGUACUCCAAGUGUGAACUUUUCCUUUGGGACCACUAAUACUCCAGCAUCAAGCUUUGGGAGUCCAGGAGCAGGCACAGCAACAGCAUCAGCAUUUGCAGGAACACCGUCCUUUUCUAUAGGAGCUGGAUCUCGAUCUACUGGAGGCAGACAGAGAUUGCAGGCUAGACGACAGCACAUACGGAAGAGAUAGACAUUUGGGAAUGUGAAUAGUGCAAAUGAGCAUGUUGACUAUUCUGAAACAAUUACCACUUUUUACUUUUGUACCCUAAACAAUGCCAGUCGUGGAUGUGCAGGCAACUGACCUCAAAAGAUGAGAAUAUAUACUUGAGAAAAAUUCUGUUUAAAUUUAGGUCUUUUUUUCUGGGCUUGAACUGUCAGAACAAAUGGCUUAUGGCUGCUGAAAAAAGUUUCUCUGCAACAAUGCGAGAAGCUCAUUGGACUACAGUGAAGUCCUCGUCUUAAGUUUGUACACGUUCUUCAAAACUGGCCAUUACAGAAUGGUGAUCUCAGUUUGGUUCAGGGUACAGCAGUAAUGGGUGACACAGUAAGCAACAGACAUAGCUUUACUUGAAACUUUCUACUUUAAAGGUUGCUGUAAGAUGCAAUUUGAAAACCUUUCUGGACUGACUUUUUUUUGUACAUACUGCUGCAUUUUCUUUUUCUGGGGCGGGGGGGGAACACUUAAGGGCACAAUUCCCAGUAAAAGCACCGUUUUCUGUGGUGUCUUUGUGUCCAAAGGCAAACUGAACUGGAGGCUGAUGUUAACUUCUUUAUCUCUUCAUUCUUUUUCCCUUUUCCUUGAAUACUUUUAUUCAUUUUGAAUAUUUCUGACAAGAAUUCUAAACCUUCCUAAAGCCACCUUUUUGUUUUUGGGAUAAGAAAAUGUUAUGCCUGUUUGAGUUUCUUCUCAACAUUUUUGCUAUGCUACCUACCUCUCAUCUUUUUUUCCCUCCUGUGAGUGGAUUUUAAGCCUUUUUAAAUCUUUAUUUAGUAGAUAAGGGAAGCAAAACCAAAUUGCUUUCCCUUCUGUGCUACUCUUCUUUUUCUCCCCCCCUUCCUCCACCCCCCCCCCCCCCAAAUUGUCAGAUUAUUUUUUACAUACAGUAAUGUUAUCAGUGUUUGCUUGUAUAUCUCAUGUUUUUGCUCAGUGAAUCGAGUUUGGAGGAAAAAUGUCAAUGUAUGUGUGGCGGCAUGUUAGUAAUGCCGGAUCUGGCUGGUUCAUUGGAUAUAUGUUAAUCUGACUCUUGCUAAUCUGUGAUAGUGUUUUGCUACUAUAACUGCGUGACACAUUAAGCAGUGUUCUCUGGAGAAAUGGCAGUCAUGGCUAGUUUUGGAGGUGGUUCCCAUCGUACAAUGUAGGACUCUCAAAAAAAGAACAGAUUUCAGAAGUCUGGUGCUAUAAUAAUUAAAGAAAAAGUACAAAUUACUUCAGCUUAUACCAAAACUUUGGCUGGCAUUGUUGAGAAUUGUACAUGUAUACUGUGUAUAUUUUAACCUCAACUAGAUAUUUGCAUCUUAUUUUGGGUGCAGCUCUGAAAUGUGCCUAUUUUAAUUUUAUUUAAAAACAAAUUAACUUUUCAAAGCUUUUUGUUUAAAAAGUGAUUCACCAAACUUUUUGAAUAAUCUUUAGUGUCUUUAGAUUGUAUUAGAAGAAAUAACCAAACUGGGUAUAUAAUUAUGUUGAACAGUGCUUUGUGUAACUGGUGGGAUACUUGUGGAAAGAGUUACAGAAACUUUGUCAGCUCUUGCCACAAUAGUCUGGUAUGAGUGGAGCUUAAGUCCAUUGUAACCACUCUAGCGGUUGUUCCACAGUUUAUAUGCCCAGUUCACGCUAGGUUAAAAAAUCUAAUUUUUUUUUUGGAAAACUGGAUGUUUUGCUUUUAGUAAAUCUUGUUACAUACACAUGAGCAGAGCUUAUCAGGAACCAGAAUUGUGUUGGGCAACCUACCACUUCCAGUAAUGGAGAUCCUUAGGGCUCCCAAUUUUUGGUGCUGUAAAAAUUUCAGGAUGGUCAGGCUUUCAAAUGAUUCUAUUUCCCCCAUGCCCUGUAUCCCACAAAAUGCAUACCUUUUGUUUUGAGGAUGUGUGACUACUCUGAAGGAAGAAGGAUGAUGCAGAGUGUUACAGGUUACCACAGGGAGAUCUGAGCCAUCCUCUUAGCAGUUCGAUGCCCACCUGUGAUCUGGAAAAGCUUUGGAAAUGGCUCCAGGUGUAGGGAGGAAUAACAAGUGAGUGUGCCACACAGGUUGAUCAUUUGAUGCAGGGACUAUUUGUUUUUGAAAACUUGGAAAUGUUGUAACUUUGAAUGGAGAAGUUGCUGUUUCCAUGUGGUGAGGCAACUGGAUUCGAGAGCACUCUUUGUGUUUAUUUCCCCAAGAAAGUGUGUUUGCCUGACCUGCUUUCUCCUGCUCCACCUCCACCCCCACUUCCCAUGGUAUUUUUCAUGUUGCAAACGAUAUUUAAUAGGUAUUUUCAUGGUUCUCACAGGCAAGCACCCAGUAAGGCCUUGCGCUGGGUAGUUUUAUGAGACAGUGCUUUCCCUCACCGUCUAUGGAACAAGUCACCUUCCUGUAGCAAAGACUGCCUGACUUGGGGAAGUGCAAGUAAUUUACAAAAUCAAGGGCAAUGGUAAUCAGAGGACAAAUAGGGAGGGGGUUUAGGUGGUGGUGGUUGUAGAAGGUAAGAAGUUGAUAUGAUCUCUCUUACAGCACCCAAUCAUUGAUUGCAUUUAUUACUCCAUUAAAAGACACUACGAUCUAAUGAUUUAUAAAUUCAUUUUCAGAGUGUUGUAAUAUUUUCAUUGGCAUGGUUUUAAGAUAAUUCUGCUGAUCUAAGUGAGUAGACAGACUGAAGGAUCCUCCUCAUCCAGUAUAAUGGCUGCCAUUUUGUGACGUCUGAGUAUGAAUGUGUGCGGGUGAUUGGCGACUUCUAAAUUUAGAUAAAAUUGUUUAAAAAAAAGAGCAAAAUAAAUUUUAUUUUUAUAUUUAAGCAAAAACUGCCUUCUAUGUUCCUUCAAGCUUGGUUCAUUGAGACUUAAUGCUACACUGGUUAAAUAGUAUGAUACUUCUGAUAAACAAUUGUAUGUACAAAUUGGUUUUUAAAUAUGAACUAUGAAGUUGGUGUGAGUAAGUUUUGGAAACAAACCAAUGGUGUGUGGAAAAACAGUUGGGAUACUGUAAUUUUUCUUGCUGAAAGUUGCACAUAGGCUGAUAUACUCACGCCUGUAUUUGGGCCAAAACAAUAUUGAUAAAACUUGGAUGCCAUUUAUAAACUUUUUUUUGACAUUUUCUUUUGACAGCUGAUAAGUGUUUGCUUAAUAUGUGCGAUAUUGAUAGGAUUCAAGAAUCAGCUGUAAUGUUCGUAACAUAUCUAUUUCCAGAUUUAACUUCAGAAUGACUGAUCUGAAACCAAGGUGCUAUCUGAUCAUAAUGCAGGGCUCCAACAAUUGAAGUUCUCUGCUGCACAAUAGUUCAAAUGAAAAUGAGAGGGAUCAAUCAGUUUUAUUCAUCUUUAGAGGGGAUGAACUAGAAUUAGCACUAAGCUAUAGAGGCAAAAGAUCUCAGUCUCUGCUGAGUUAGCAGAAUACAGUUGGGUUGGCUGUAUGGAUGUUUAAGUACAGAAGGGAAAAGAAAUUAGCCAUAUGUUCUGUUUCUAAUCACUAUCCAUUGAUAACUACUGGAAAGUGCUCUUGUCUGGAUAUUGUGUAAACACAAGAACUCUUGGAUGUGAUGCCAAAUUGCCAGGUACCAAUUAAUCAUCAGUCUUCUGUUUAAAAUGGAAGGAGACGAACAUUUUUAUUAAAAAUAAUUACGUUUUCUUCGGUUGUUUUCUAUUAAUUAUCAAAAGUAUGGUAGUGGAAAUGUAAUAAUGCUGACUUCAUCAACAGUUACUGUUUUCAUUCAAUUGCCCUGGAUUUAGACAAUGAAAAGUCUAUGACUGAUAAUCAGUGGAAUCUCAAGCGGUGCACAUUGGGGUACUAAAACUUUGAAAUGAACAUCUAUUUUAAACAAAGUCAGACUGCUCUUUGCUCAAAAAAAUGAGCAAUUUUUUGAUAAAUUUGUUUUUGAGAUGCAACUUACUCUAUUCCUUUGCACUUUGCUACUUUAAUGCCCAGGUUUCCUCUUUAGAAAUGUACUCCAAAUGUACUCCAUCAUGAGGUAAAUGUGUCUGUUGACUCCACUCCCACCCACAUUUGGUUACUAUCACAUUGGAAAUUACUUAGCACGGGACACUGCCAAGGGUCUUUAGUUUAAAUCUCAUUAAGCAGUGCACUUAGUAGCUAAAUGAAAGGAAGCUGGUGGGGGCAUCUCUUACAGUAACAUAAUCAUUCCGCACACAAAUGCUAAGCUUGGUCCGGUGUUUAACUGUGAAAAUCAAAAACAUCCCCAAUUCAUUAUUGGCAUUCCCUGUUGUAACUGCUCUGAGAUGGGUAGUUGUGAUUAAGUCCCAGAGAGAAAAAUGAUCCAAGUUGCCCAUAAUAAUUUUCACGUGCUCUUUCUAAUGUGCACGUUAGGCACAGGAGAAUAGGAUUGCACUCAACUGUGGUCGCUUUGAACUACCUGCUGACCCUUUUCUGGAAUGUGCAAUGCAAAGUACUAAUGAUGUGAUCUGUGCAAGACUGCAUCAUGUCAAGAGACAGCCUUCGGGAAAGGAAGGAAGGAAGGAAAAGGUCAAUAUCUGGGUGUGAUUUAACUUUUUUAUGAGGUGAUACUUUACUUUCUUGUCAGUUAUGCAUACUGUAGUGUUAAAUCUGACUUCAGAAGCCUCUGUCCUCAAACAUCCACUUUAUUUUAGCUUUAAGAACUGUGAAUUCAACACCGAUGGUUUUUUGGGGGUCGUACCCCUAAAAACGUGGCAGUCAGGAUUUCUUUCCUCCGUUCCUGCUGUUAGGUAUAAAGAUGUUUUCCAAAUUUAACAUCUUUGAAAUUAGCUAUGUAAAUACAUUUUAUUGCUGCUGAAUAAAUAUUAAGUGAAAGAUACUACUGACAACUUUGGCAGCAAAUGGAUAAUUUCCAAAAAUGUUGAUCAUGGGACUAGUAAAUGAAGUGCACUGGAGACAUUCAACUUAUUAAACUUAAUUUAUGCCCAUUUCUCCCUUUUAACUUGAUGCUUCUGCGCAUCCUGUCUUUGGUGAACAAGACACUGAGCCAGUAAACCUUUUGCCACAGCAAGAUACCUGAUAGGUGCUUGGCAAUGCAUUUUAACUUUUUAAGUGAGUAUCACAAAGAAUAUUUUGCUUAAUUAAAGGCAGCUCACUGCACUAACUCACUUCCCACUUUCUAUUUACCAGAUUAUUUAAAUCGGGGGUUUUAAUCUUUGGUCUUGGUUCACAUAGGUGGGUGCUCAGGAGCCCCCUUACGCUGUGUAAUCAUUUACAGAUUUCUUCCCAUUCAUAUGCAGAUAUCUCAAAUAGCAAAUAUUAUAAGGCCUUUAUGAUUUAGGUUUUCUGCAACACAGGUAAUUAAUUUUGAAUGGUCCUUUCCAAACUGUCAAGGCCACAAUUCAGCUAAAUCAAACCUCUUUGCAAAUGGGUCAGCAUUUCUGGGGUGCAGGGCUUGCAGCAAGCUGUCUUCUGGGCAUCUCUUUGAGUGAAUUUGUAGGUCUAUGUAACUGCUUAGUUAAGUGAAUUGACGCACUUUUUGUUUUGUCAUUUUAUUUCAGUAUCUGCGGCUAUGUUGAUGGUCUGAAGUUAAUGCUGAUUGAAUGGCCCAGAAGGGCCAAAAAUUAAAUUAAAACCAGUAUCUCAUUUUGAUGUAUUUACCAGAUUGCUAAUAAGAUCUUUGUUUUCUGGCUUUUUGAUGGAGAACUAUUUGUUGCGUUUCUCCAAUUCCAACAACAAAAACAUUGAUUUUAGGGUAUAGUGCUUUGCCAAUGACAAAUACUGAGCUCGCAGCUGAAAAUCACAAUUCAGAAUGGUUUGGCACCAUUUUGUACACAAGGAUCUCCUAUAGAAAAUCAAGUCUCUUCUAUAUGACACCCAAGGGGACGCCUAUGUCCUUUAUCCCAAAGAGCAUGAUUUAAUACAAGGUAGAUCAGAAAUGUAAAAGUGAGAAUUAUUACAGAAUUGUGAUCCUGUAACUGUGAUCUGAUUUCCCUUCUGAAUAGAACAUGCAAUAUUCCUGAAAGGCUCCAUCCAACAUUAACAUUGCAGUUUUGUGCAUCUGAGUUGUGCAGUAAGCAAUGUGAGGUGGGAGUCUCCUGAAAAUGUAUGUGAAACAAUCAGUUUAAAAUUGAUUAAAGGGAGGUAGUCCAUCAAAUAUCGAAAACCAUAUAACAACCCCAUUGUUUUUAAUGUGUUUGACUUUUUCAUAUUCCUUUCACCAAGCAAACUUCUGUGACCUCCUGGUUUCCCAUCAGUGCUACUCUUCACUUUGAAAACAGGUGACAACAGUAGGUGCCUUGGGGCAGCUCAGACUCGAGUUCAGACUCGGCUUUAGAAGAAGUGAAGACCCUUUACUCCCCGUUUGUCCAGCUGUGACUCUGUAGGAAGUUCGUGUGUAGGAGGGUGUCAAUUGGCACAGUCCAUGGUGCAGAAUUUUUUUUUGAACAAAUAUUUCUCUGCACAGUCUUUGGACAAUCUUAAUUUAUAGAAACCCCCAUUCCCCAUCGCCUUGGUUGUAAACCUAUGUUACGACGUCAGUUGCUUAAAAGCUUCUUAUUCCAGAAAGCCCAUAUUACUUGCACAGAUUUAUUUAUUUAUUAGAUCAUUGUCCAAUAAAUUUAAGCUUCAUCAAACUUCUACCCCUACUAUUUGUCCUAAAUUAUGCUAAACCUGCACACAAACUCACGGAAAUACAUUUUGUUGAUUUCCUUAAUGCAGCAUUCAUCAAGCAUUGAAUUGUUUGUGUUUGCCCUCUACCAGGCCACUGGAUGGAGCACUCUGGCAGCAGAAGUGCCUUUUUGUGAGGAAGGAAACCGUACCUGACGUAAUGGCCAUUGUGGCCAGCUCAAACAAGUGACUCGAACAACCAGAGUUAAAAAAACAGGUUAUGCAAAUCAGAAUUAAUUUGCUCUUUUACAAAACACACCUUUUAAAUUUUUAUCACAGAAUUUUAAAAAAACAUGAAAAUUGGCCGUCUAUCCCUUGCAUCCCACAUCUCUGUCCAAACACUAUUGUGGGGUUGGGGAGCUGCCGGUCUGUCAUUUUGUGACUCAUUGCAAAAUAUCUAUUUAUGCUUCAUUUAAUUUGUCAAAAGGCUGGAUUUAUUAAGUCCCCUUAUCUUCCUUUAAAAUGCGUGAGAUUUGCCUUGUGUCUGGAUAAUGUUUAAACAUACUGUUUUGACCCAGAAGGGCAUUUGGAGUAAAAACCUAUGUACAUCAAGACUGAAUAUGCAGCAAGAAAUGCUUUGAUCCCAAUGGCGUGUGUGGUCCUUGGUGACUUUGAAUGCUAACAAACAUGUGAGGGAUGAAUGUUGCUGAGUAACUCGUAGAAUGGGUGGAUGCGGAGAUAUUAGUAUGCUUUAAAAACAUUGUAGAUUUCUAUCAUUGCAACUUGGCUUGAUAGAACUAGUGAGUGAAUGUGCAGAUGUAGAGCUGGCUGAGUGCAGAGAUAUGAUUUUUUUGCUUAUGUCAUUAAAUGGAGAUAGUUUUAAAUAAAAAGCUGUGAUUACAAA